GCUUGACAUCACUAGCUGUCUGUCGUGUGGUUCUCAUUUGUGGGAUAUUGAAUGACGUGAUCUCCCGUUUAUUUUAGCUGAGGACAUGCAUUUAUGAGCAACGCUUUGUUGUGCGGGAUCCACGGCUGCAAUAAUACACCUAUACGAACUGAGCGCGAGGCAUUGAGAAAGGACGAUUACAGUGGAUUUAAUGACACCCCAUCAAAGCAUCAGAUUCUGAUCAGACUAGACAUGGAUGGAUACCUGCAGCCUCAGUUUCAUACAAUGACAGACCAUAAGAAGUUUUGUCAAGACAAUCCUCUGACGAUGGACCAAGGCACGCCAUACAGCAUAAACAUGAAUGUUUUCUUACCUGACGUCACCUACUUACGGACUGGCAUGUGCAGGCCCGUGAGGUCUGCAGUGCCACAGAUAAAGACGGAACCUCUUCAUUCGUCUUUCAAUUACUCCAGUUGCCACGGUGCUGUCUCACCUGCCGUGACCCACCCAGAGUAUCUGAACCUCUACAGCCCAGCUGCAGAAACGGGUAGCAAUGUUUAUGUCAAGCACGAGAUUCAAUCCCUCGAAUUCCCAGACAUUCCAUUGUUUCAGCUGUUGAAUUCUGAACUCGACCCAAAUGUGCCUGGAGCCCACUCUUGCACAGAUUCCCCCAAUGCCGAAUACCCUCCAAUGUCGACAUAUAACAGCAUUCAACCACCAUCUAGUCAUAUUGCAGAGAGAUCCCUUUGUAAUAUGGACAGUAGCGGACAUUCCCUACCCGCCCAGUAUCCUCCGAAAAGGGUUGCUUAUCUACCACCCUCCCCUCCUAACUCAGAACCAGGUAGCCCAGACAGAAGGAAAGAACUCAUACAGAACUUGUCGCCACCUCCAUCCUAUGCUGCCAGCAUUGCCUCUAAAAUGGCAGGUCCUACCCAAGGUCCAGGGCCAACUACUUCUGUCCAAUACAACCGCAGGAACAAUCCUGAUCUAGACAAAAGAAGGAUACAUCACUGUGAUGUACCAGGAUGUAAGAAGGUCUAUACCAAGUCCUCACAUUUAAAGGCCCAUUUACGGACACACACAGGCGAAAAGCCAUACAAGUGCUCAUGGGAGGGGUGCGACUGGCGUUUUGCCCGUUCUGAUGAGCUAACACGCCACUUCAGGAAGCACACGGGGGCCAAACCUUUCCAGUGUGCCGUAUGUAGCCGUUGCUUCUCCCGAUCGGACCACCUGGCCCUCCACAUGAAAAGACACCAGAACUAGAAGCGCCCAGUCUCGUUGUUCUGACAGUGCUGCGGGAGGGCUAUCAGGAGCUCUGUUGAUGAUACUAAUUAGGAUUUGGGUGUGUUGGUUAAUCUGAGUUUUGGCAGUUCAUCAGGUACAACAUGACCAAACCUGCUGCCGGUAUGGCUCAUGUGGUCACAAAACCAGCUAAUUGAUGAGUACUUAGCUCAUCUGCCAGUUGAGACAUUCUUUUGACACGUUUCUUUGUUUGUUUUGUUUAUCUGCAUACUUUGAGGUCAUUAUUUAUGACAUCACUACUUUUUAAUGUGCCUUUUUUUUCCCUUGUACACUUGAGGUGGCAUGUACAAUUUUCAAGAGCUUAUGGGCAAUUUUACUCCUCUUUAAGUGACUACUACUGAUUGUAUCACAAGGUAAUUUUAUCAAGAAUGAGCUCUGUUACCUUAAGUUAAGAUUCUGUUUGGUUGUAGAACCAAACCUUCAGAACAGUCAUGAGAAUGUGAGUCAAAAACCUCUCCAAAAGCAGCACUUGAUAAGGAGUGCAUCAAAAAUGUUGCUGGAGCCACCAGGUAAUUCGAAAAUUAAAUGUAGCUUCAGAACACCAAAGAAAACAGAACUGGAUUCAAUCCAAAUUCUGAAAUGUUUCAAAGAUGAUUUGCUUACAUUGACCAAGUGUUUGAAAGAGGAAAAUCUGAAGUUUGAUUGAACUCCUUUGUGUCGAUUUCUGUAUUUUACCAAAUGCAAUAAGUGGUACAAAUGCUGUAUUUUCCUAACAAGAGGACAGGAUAGAUAUAUAUUACUUCCAUAGUUAUUUGUUUAGUUUUCCUUACUAUGCAUUUCUUUGGGAUAAAUGAUAGCUUUAAAUGUAUAUAUUGUAAUUCCUCUGGCAUGUAUUUAUUUUGCACAGAUUUUCUUUUUCUAUUUUAUAAAAUGUAACUCAACUCUCACAUGAAAUGUGCACCAGGUUACGGGGAAGUGGUUUCAGAAAUCUUUGUUUGAACUAAUAGUGGUCUAAAUGGCUGCAUUAUGCCGAACAACGCAGCGGCUGAUUGUUUACAUUACAUUGUUUGGCUUACGGUGUGUGUUACAUCUGUAUGUGUGGCCUCAUAAAACUUUUUUUUUUUCAUUACAGUGAUCAAAAUGUUUUCAGCCUAAUUUUUCAGUUAUACUGCAUUGUAAAUGCACGAGGAGAGACUCAAUACAGAUGACGAGCUGAUGUUUUUCUUGAGAUGGAAGCAAUAUAGAUUGGGGACAUAUGGAGAUUGAUUUUAUCUGAGGUAAUGUGAUACUAAGACCCACAGUUCUGAAUUUUUGGGUAUAGCUCUAUUCAAGAUCAUCAUGUACACAUAUUGUGAAGUUUUUCAUUUUGUGACCAAAACCAAAAAUAAAAUUGCUGUAAUUUAAAGUUUAUGUUUCAACUAUUAAGGAUUAAAAUUACAACACACCCCACUAAUAGCUCUAAUUCCCAGCACUUAGAGGAGUACAGUUAAUGUUAAAAACACCAUUAUCGUUAUUAAACUUCUAAAUAUAGAGGCAUUUACACAUGCACACAGUAAGCAUCAGUCUGUCUGGUAAAACUGGAGUGUCCUGCUGUCCAAGCCCUGGUCGCAUAUGACAUGAUAAGGUGAAUCAAUUUAGGUGUGGUGCAUUACAUUGCUACUGGAUUAAUCUAAUACAGUUGCUAAUACAAGCUGUCAAAUUUUGUCCAAUCACAAAAGUUAGUAUUGUUCAGCGGUUACACCCAAUUAAAUGUAUACUUAAAUUAUCUUGCCUGUAUACAAAUCGCUCAGUACUUCGUGACAGCAGUACUUAAAGAAUAGACCACAGUGAAUGACCUCAAUCAAAGAAAUAAUCUGAUGUUUUCUUAUCAUUGUUAGGGUGUAUAUGCAUUCUUAUCAUCGAUAGGGUGUAUGUUAUUUUAUAAAUUAGAUCUUUUCACACGCAACUGCUCAAUUCGAUAUCUAAGUAUUGUGAAACAUAUCAAUAAAACAACACAACAUGCCAUAUACAGUAGUCCAUUCAUAUUUGGUU
Myxocyprinus asiaticus (Chinese sucker) is the source of this 3252-nucleotide messenger RNA. RefSeq names its product Krueppel-like factor 5. NCBI's taxonomy places the organism in Eukaryota, Metazoa, Chordata, Actinopteri, Cypriniformes, Catostomidae. Gene Ontology annotation, molecular function: DNA-binding transcription factor activity, RNA polymerase II-specific; RNA polymerase II cis-regulatory region sequence-specific DNA binding. Gene Ontology annotation, biological process: regulation of transcription by RNA polymerase II. The record is from RefSeq and is a predicted model, not a curated record. The transcript is spliced from 4 exons. The coding region runs from base 94 to 1242 and encodes 382 amino acids.